Messenger RNA from Penicillium subrubescens, 249 nucleotides. RefSeq lists its product as uncharacterized. Lineage: Eukaryota; Fungi; Ascomycota; Eurotiomycetes; Eurotiales; Aspergillaceae. The transcript has a single exon. The coding region runs from base 1 to 249 and encodes 82 amino acids. The record is from RefSeq and is a predicted model, not a curated record.
AUGCCUCCGGACAAGACCGUCGGACGAAAAUUAAACCUGAUCCAUUUCAAUGUCAACCGGCAUGACGAGCGCCAUGAUUUCCUGACGACGUGGGAGGUUCCCCGUGGCAGUUCCCCGUGGAAAGUCAGCCCGCUGUGCAUGUUCCAGGGCCUGUACCUACAGCAACCGUGCCGGAAGCAACCUGGCAAAGCGAGGGUUAUGCAGCAUGACCAGGAUGAGCCGGUUUUUCUCGACAAGCAGCGAGGUUGA